This is a messenger RNA of Stomoxys calcitrans (stable fly), 1054 nucleotides long. RefSeq names its product glutathione S-transferase 1-1. The record is from RefSeq and is a predicted model, not a curated record. Gene Ontology annotation, molecular function: glutathione transferase activity. Gene Ontology annotation, biological process: glutathione metabolic process. NCBI's taxonomy places the organism in Eukaryota, Metazoa, Arthropoda, Insecta, Diptera, Muscidae. The transcript has 2 exons. The coding region runs from base 267 to 920 and encodes 217 amino acids.
GCGAUUAUGCAGUUAUGCUUGCUUUUGAGAACCUGUUAAAGACGAUAACAAAAGGCUACGUCACUCAAUCACCACUCAUGUUAUCAGAGGCAGACAGGCAGCAUAUGAUAACUGAUAAAGUAUUUGUACUUAAAGUUGUUAAUCGGAGCCCAAUGAUAUCGAUUGGAACAGACAAAUUCACAUUUUUAGUCAAUAGUCAGAAAGAGGCGAAAGCGCAAGGGACACGUAGCCCCACCUAGAAAAAAGAAAAGAAAGAAAGUAGUAAAAUGGAUUUCUACUAUUUACCUCCAUCACCACCUUGUCGCGCUGUGGAAAUGGCCGCCAAAGCAGUGGGUGUCACCCUGAACAAGAAAAUUGUCAACGUUGCGGCAAAGGAACAAUUAAACCCCGACUUCGUAAAAAUCAAUCCCCAACACACAAUACCCACAAUAGUGGAUAAUGGUUUUGUCCUAUGGGAGUCACGUCCGAUACUUAUCUAUUUGGCUGAAGGCUAUGACAAAACUGGUGAACUCUACCCCAAAGUACCCAAAACUAAGGCCAUCAUCAAUCAAAGACUGUACUUUGAUAUGGGUGUAUUCUACAAGAGUUUCCUGGAAUAUUAUGUUCCCAUCAUGCUAAGAAAUCAGCCAGCAGAUCCCGAAAAAUUCAAAGAUGUAGAGGCAGCUUUUGAACUUUUAGAUACUUUUCUAACGGCCAAACCGUAUGCGGCCGAUACGGACACCUACACCAUUGCCGACAUUGCCUUGGUUGCCAGCAUGACUAACUAUGAGAUGGCCGGCUUUGAUUACAGCAAAUAUGCCAAUGUAGCUAAAUGGUAUGAAAACUGCAAACGGGUUAUUCCUGGCUAUGAGGAAAAUGUGGUGUCUAGCAAAGAUUUGAGCUACUUUCAACUUACUAAACAGCCAACACAAGGCGAAUAGAAACUAUUUAAAUUGCUAAAGUUACCAUGGCGAGAGAAUGUUAAGUUUAAAAGGUGCUCUAGUUUGUAUUUCUUAUAUUAAGAACUGGAAGAGAAAGACAAAAAAAAAAUGCAAAGAAAAAUGUUAGACUUUAG